CGUGUCAAACUCAGUUCAGUUGAUCUGCGCGCACGCCGGUGACUGACGUGCGUACAAAAUGGCCGCCAGAACACAGUGUCUACUCCGUAGGGCCUACAGCUCGGCUGCCGACAAACAUGUGGCCUUCCUUGGCCUUGGCAACAUGGGGGGAUUCAUGGCAGCCAACUUGGCUAAACAGGGCUUCACAGUUCGCGGCUACGACCCGUCCAAAGAGGCGUUGUCGGCGGCGGCCAAGACCGGCGUGAGCGGCGCCGACUCUAUCGCCAAGGCAGUAGAUGGCGCCGACGUCGUGGUAUCCAUCCUGCCCAGCAACAAAGUCGUGCUCGACGCUUACCUGGGCAAAGAUGGCGUGGUUGCUCACGCAAAGAAAGGGUCUCUCCUGAUCGACUCCAGCACAGUAGACCCGAACGUCCCCAAACAAGUGUUCCCCGUCGCCCUCGAGAAGGGACAGGGCUUCAUCGAUGCGCCUGUAUCAGGAGGUGUGAUGGGAGCUCAGAACGCCACCCUAGCCUUCAUGGCCGGAGGCCGCAAAGAGGACUUCGACCGGUCGCUCCCCCUCCUCAAAGCCAUGGGCGCCAAGCAGUUCCACUGCGGCGAGGUCGGCGCCGGCCAAGUGGCCAAGCUGGCCAACAACAUGCUGAUGGGCAUCACCGGCAUGGCCACAGCCGAGUGCAUGAACAUGGGCAUCAAGAUGGGCCUGGACCCGCAAGUAUUACUGGAUGUUCUGAACAACUCGUCAGCCCGCUCGUGGUCCACCGAGGUAUACUGCCCUGUCCCUGGACUGGUGCCCACGGCGCCCUCUAGCAGGAACUACGACGGUGGUUUCAAGAACGAACUUAUGGUUAAGGACUUGGAGCUGGCCAGCGGCAUGGCGCUCGGCAUCCGGUCACCCAUCCCGCUGGGCGCGGUGGCCACGCAGCUGUACCGCAUCGUGCAGUCGCGCGGCUACGGGCAGAAGGACUUCUCCUUCGUCUACCAGCUGCUGAAGGACGACAAGACUAAAUAGAAUACAGAUUUAAGUUAGCA
Messenger RNA from Ostrinia furnacalis (Asian corn borer), 1026 nucleotides. It is a transcript of the gene hibadh, whose product is annotated as 3-hydroxyisobutyrate dehydrogenase. The transcript is spliced from 7 exons. The coding region runs from base 59 to 1006 and encodes 315 amino acids. Gene Ontology annotation, cellular component: mitochondrion. Gene Ontology annotation, molecular function: NADP binding; NAD binding; 3-hydroxyisobutyrate dehydrogenase activity. The record is from RefSeq and is a predicted model, not a curated record. Gene Ontology annotation, biological process: L-valine catabolic process. Lineage: Eukaryota; Metazoa; Arthropoda; Insecta; Lepidoptera; Crambidae.